Molecule: messenger RNA, 1980 nt
Organism: Carica papaya (papaya)
Lineage: Eukaryota; Viridiplantae; Streptophyta; Magnoliopsida; Brassicales; Caricaceae
Source: RefSeq, a predicted model, not a curated record
AAAUUAAGAUCAAUAAAAUUAAGUUUUUAGUUUUAGUUAGCCGUUGGCUAAGUUGCUCCUCAGGGCAGUGUUUUCAACUUUCUUAUUGAGUAGGGAAUUGAUGUCUACUUAUCAAAGUAAUUUGUGGUGUUUUCAUCAAUUUCUUUUUUAAAUUAAUUUUAACUUAUCAAAGUUUUUCUUGUGAUGUUCUAAUUAAUUUAAUUAUCCGUAUUACUUUGGUUUUCACUCCCCUGUUGACUCGGGGUCAAUUAGGGAAGGUUUAUUUAGAGAUAAGUUUCUGCAUGUUCAUGUUAUAUGUGGGGUUUUGGAUUGCAUGUUUUGAUCUCGGGUUUCCCAUUAUUAUAUGCUGAGUUUUUUAUCACGAUAGUUGAUCCUGGGCUUCGCAUCACAUUCUUCUGUCCAUAUUUUUGGUUAUUUAAAAUAAAAGAAAUAUAAAAGCUUUUGAGAGAAUUGUGAAUAAUAUUAGUAAAUUAAAAGAGAGAUGGUUUACUUGUUUCGGUUUCUUGUAUUGGGACAUAACAUCAUUGAGGUUGAGGAUUUUGGGGAUGUCAUAAAUUCACUAACAAACUUGUAAAUCUCUUGUGAAUGGGCGGUACCCCUCUCUUUUUUGGUACCUCGCUAAUAUAGUUACUAUAUUUUUUCUUUAAAAAAAAAUAACUUAUCGUAGAAUUAUGUCUACUUUUGGUUCUCCCUGUUCUGCAUCAAUAGGUUUAUUAGUUAGCAAUAGAAAUAUAUAUUGGGUGAAUGUAUUUUUGGAGAUAUGAGAUUAGCAUAACUGUUUGAUUACUAGAGUCUCCUGCUGGAAAUAUUCUACGGGUUAACUAUCUAUUCAGUUCAAAUGUAAGGCUAUAAGUAAAAAAAACAGUAUUAAUCUUGUGUUUUUAAUAUCUUGCAUAGACAGUUCAAAAUUUCAAGUUGUCGAUGAUUAAGCAACAGAUUUUAUUCAUGACACUUGUUGCAGGUGCGGUUGAUUGGAUAUUGUGUUGAGGGCUCUCUUUUUCUGGUUUACGAAUACAUUGAGAAUGGCAAUUUAAGCCAACAUUUACGUGGUUCAGGGAGGGAUCCAUUGCCAUGGUCUGCUCGGGUGCAAAUUGCCCUAGACUCAGCAAGAGGUCUUGAGUACAUUCAUGAACAUACUGUUCCUGUUUAUAUCCAUCGGGACAUUAAAUCUGCAAAUAUAUUGAUAGACAAGAAUUUCCGUGCGAAGGUUGCAGAUUUUGGGUUAACGAAACUGACAGAAGUAGGAAGUGCAUCACUUCCGACACGUCUUGUGGGUACAUUUGGAUACAUGCCCCCUGAAUAUGCUCAAUAUGGUGAUGUUUCUCCAAAAGUAGAUGUAUUUGCAUUUGGGGUUGUCCUUUAUGAACUUAUUUCUGCAAAGGAAGCCAUUGUCAAGCCAAAUGGCUCUAUUGCUGAAUCAAUGGGCCUUGUUGCUCUGUUUGAGGAAGUUCUUAACGAACCUGAUACCAGAGAAGAUAUCCGCAAACUAGUUGACCCAAGGCUUGGUGACAGCUAUCCACUUGACUCAGUACGCAAGAUGGCACAACUUGCAAAAGCCUGUACUCAAGAGAAUCCACAACUGCGGCCAAGUAUGAGAUCUAUCGUGGUUGCGUUGAUGACACUUUCAUCUUCUACAGAGGAUUGGGAUGUUGGCUCCUUCUAUGAAAAUCAAGCUCUUGUCAAUCUUUUGUCAGGGAGAUAGGAGCAUUAGCGACAUAUGGUUGCAGUCUGGAAGCUUCUAUCCUGACGUGUAAUUAUGAAUCAAGUCAAUUACACAGGCCAUGUUGUUUGUAAAUGCAGUAGUUCAGGUAUUUGGGAGUUCUUUUUUUUUGACCAAUUUAUUCAUUGCUUGCUGAAUUGUACCAAGGUAGAAACUAAUUCUGUGCCAUGGAUGUAAAGAAAAUUUAGUUCUCUUUGCUAAAAGAAAACGGGGGCAUGGCAAUGAGUAUAUAAAAAUUUCCUACUUGAGCCAUACUUGCA